AUGAUGCACAAUAAAUCUUAUAGACAUCAUAAAUCUAAUAAACAUGUAAGCAAAAAUUCGAAUACCGAGAGUGGAAAAAGAAUAGAAAAUUAUAAUUCUGAAAAGAAGUCAAGAGAAAAAAGUGAAAAUAAUGCUAAAAGUGAUAGCAUUAAAAAUGGCAGAAUUAAAAAUGAGGAAAGUAAGAACGAAACAAAUAGCGGCCUUUUAUGGAGUUGUGUGAAAAAUUUAUAUUCAUCUUUUUCAUCUGCUGUAAAAAAUAAAAUAUUUAUUAAUGACAUAAUAGAAGAAAAUAAUAGAAAGCAUAAUAAAAAUAUAGUUUCAGAUAAAUUUCGAUUAAUUGAUAAAAAAUCAAAAAAAUAUAAAGAAAAAGGUUUAAAUCGAAAUAAAUAUUCAAUAAGUGUAAUCAGUAACGAUAGAUGUUCUUCUAUAGAUGCUCAUCACAAAAAUAAAUCAUUUAUUUCAAAUAAAAUUAAAGAAAAUUAUAAACAAAAAUAUGAAAAACAUGAAAAACAUGAAAAACAUGAAAAACAUGAAAAAUAUGAAAAACAUGAAAAAUAUGAAAAACAUGAAAAAUAUGACAAACAUGACAAACACGAUAAACAUGACAGACAUGAUAAAUAUAAACGUGAUGAAGAAAAUGUUUCUCAAAAAAAAAAAAAAAAAAAAAAAGAUUUUACAUAUGAAUUUUCAGAAAAUGAUAUUAAAAAUUUAUUUAUGUCAAGUAACGAUAUAUUAGAAUAUCCUUAUUAUCAAUCUAUUCAAAAUGAUUUGACAAAAAAUGAUGAAAAUAAUAAUUUACCAUUUCGAAAUAUUAUAAAUGAUCUAGUUCAUAAGGACUUAGAUGUGGCUCAUAAAGAGUUAGAUGCGGUUCACAAAGAGUUAGAUGCGGUUCAUAAAGAGUUAGAUGUGACUCAUAAAGAGUUAGAUGUAGUUGCAAAAUACUCUGAUUCUAAAUCUACAAUUACCAAUAAUAAUAUUUUUAAAGAAAAUAAUUUAAGUUCCUAUGUGACUAAAAAUGCAUCUGAAAAUUCUCAAUUACAUAAUUUUGAUUUAAAAAAUAAAAAUAUUUUAAAUGAAUUAAUAAAAAACAAACAAAAUGAAAUUAAGAUAAAAGAAGAAAGACAAGAUGAUAUAUCUAUAAACAAUAAAUUCGAAAAUAAAAAUAUUAAUAAUUUAUAUAAUUGUACUAUUAACCUUAAAACAAAUUAUUCUCACCUAUCAUUCGAAACAUUGCAUAAUUAUGAACACAAUGUAAAAAUUAGCGAAAUAGAAAAUGAAACAAAUAUAUCUUUUAAUAAAAAUAACGAAAUAGAAAAUGAAACAAAUAUUUCUUUUAAUAAAAAUAACGAAAUAGAAAAUGAAACAAAUAUUUCUUUUAAUAAAAAUAACGAAAUAGAAAAUGAAACAAAUAUUUCUUUUAAUAAAAUUAGUUAUUCUCAAAAAACAAAUCUUAUUUCAAGUAUACAACACUCCGAUAUAAAUGUCAUGCAUCAACUUUUGGAAGAUCACGGAAUUACCAAUGUUGGGGAAAAGGAUGCCAAAUAUAAAGAAUUUGACAAAAAAAGCGGGGAAAAAAUUGGGGAAAAAAUUGACAAAAAAAUUGGGGAAAGAAUUGGGGAAAAAAUUGGGGAAAAAAUUGGGGAAAAUGAGCAAGCGAAGGCUACCAUGUUUAGUGAAAGAGAAAACGAAAAAAAAAAUAAAGAGAUGCACAAUGUGGGUGACCAAAAAAGCAAUGCUGCCAAUAAUAAUAAUAAUAACCAGCCAAGCUUUUUAGACUCACUUUUUUAUUCUAAACAAAACGAAGAUGAAGAUGUAAUAAUACUAUCUGAUAUAAAACCAAACAAUUCUUUGAGUGAUGAAAAAAUAAGUUAUCAAAAAGAGAUACAUGCCAAGAGGGUAAUCGGUAAUGAUAAUAAUGAUGGUGAUAAUGAUGAUAAUAAUUGUGGUAAUAAUGGUGACAAUGAUGAUAAUAAUUGUGGUAAUAAUGGUGACAAUGAUUAUGCGUGGAGUGAAAUUCCUUUGCCCAACAAAAUAAAUAAACCAAAUAACAAACUCAGAGAACAGAAUGUUAAUGAUUAUAUAAAAAAUAACGAAUAUAUGAAAAAAAUACGAAACCAAUAUAAAUCAUUAAUAAGAGUAAUAGAUACAUAUAUAGACGAUAAUAUAAAUGGGGAAGGUUUAAAUAAUUCAUUUAUUAAUAAAAAUGAAAAAAAUUCACUAAAUGAUAUUGAAGAAAAUAUAAUAGAUAGUUCUAUUGAUAGAUGUAAUAAUGAAUCUAUAAAAAUUAUUGAAGAUAUUAAAUUAGGAAAUGAAGAUAAAUAUGUGUUAUUAAAAUAUGAUGAAGAUUCACUUAUUGAAGCGUUGGAAAAAUUACGUAUUGAUAAACAAAAAGAAAUUGAAAAAAAAAAUAAAAAAGAAAAAAUAGAUAAAAAUAUUUUUUUUAAAUUUAAACAAAAAAAUUAUUAUGAUGAAGCUAUAUGUAUAUUAAAUAAAAAAAGUGAUAAUAAUAUAUUAAUCGAGAAAUUUAAUGUACCUCUUAUGUAUUCUCAAAUAAAAUGUCUAAUUGAUACAUGUUGGUUAAAUGAUGAAAUUAUUAAUUUUUAUCUUAGUAUGUUACAAGAAUAUAAUGAAACAAGUAUAAAAAAUGGGUUAACAAAUUUUCCAAAAAUGUUUACAUUUAGUACAUUUUUUUUUCAAUCAUUAAAUUUUAAUGGUUCAUAUAAUUAUAAUAAGGUAUCUAGAUGGACCAAAAGAAAAAAAAUUAAUAUAUUGGAAUAUGAUUUAAUACUUAUACCUUUACAUGUUGGUGGAAACCAUUGGACGUUAGGUGCUAUUAGUAUAAAGAAUAAACACAUAAAAUUAUAUGACUCUUUGAAUAUGCCUAAUAAAAAAUUUUUUGAAUAUAUGAGACGCUAUAUUGUUGAUGAAGUUAAAGAUAAACAACAAAUAACUAUAGACAUAUCUCCAUGGACAUAUGAUUCUAACGGAUUACCAGAGAGUGGAAUACCAUGCCAGGAAAAUGGAUAUGAUUGUGGAGUAUUUACCUGCAUGUUUGCAAAAUGUUUAACUUUCAAUAGAGAUUUUGAUUUUGACCAAAAGGAUAUAAAAGAAAUCCGACUCAAAAUGGUUUAUGAGAUAUCUCAGGGUCACCUUGUGUUUUAG
Plasmodium yoelii is the source of this 3162-nucleotide messenger RNA. Its product is annotated as sentrin-specific protease 1, putative. The coding region runs from base 1 to 3162 and encodes 1053 amino acids. The record is from RefSeq and is a predicted model, not a curated record. NCBI's taxonomy places the organism in Eukaryota, Apicomplexa, Aconoidasida, Haemosporida, Plasmodiidae. Gene Ontology annotation, molecular function: deSUMOylase activity. Gene Ontology annotation, biological process: protein desumoylation. Gene Ontology annotation, cellular component: nucleus. The transcript is spliced from 3 exons.